AUGGGUAUCUUCUCAUAUGUACGGAGUAUUUAUGCUCUAGAUACCAUCGAUACACGAUUCACGAAUCCUUCCUCGACUCCAUACCAAAUCGAUCCUGCUUCUGCAAAGUCAAAACGAGACGAUUCGAAAUCAGGUGAAGGGGUACGGACAGACAGUAAUGGCAGACCAAUUGCUCAACCGUCUAGAUGGAGAACCCCAGAAUUCUAUUUCUAUUAUUUGGUUUUCUUGGUAGUUGUGCCAUACAUGUUUUGGAUCGCCUAUGAUGUAUCUAGACCUUCCGACCCGAAUUACCAUAAAUACAAGCACCUUCUUUCCGACGGCUGGGUUCCUGGACGCAAGAUUGAUAUUUCGGAUGCACAGUAUUAUAACUUUCGAACCAAUGUGCCCUAUCUUGCGAUUCUCGUCAUUUUCCAUCCUAUCCUUCGACGCAUAUAUGAAUCGCUCAAACCUAUCCCUGAUCGAGUGGGAUCGCCGAAAUCCAAUGGCAACAAUACAUACAUAUCUGUGGCCGACGGUAAUGCGAGGCUUCAACAACGAGCCGGAUUUGAUUUCAUUUUUGCAUUCAUAUACCUCUUGGCCUUGCAUGGCUUUUCGGCUUUCAAAGUCAUCGUAAUAGUCUACGCGAACUACUGUCUGGCAACCCGUCUUCCUCGAAAGUUUAUUCCCGUCGCAACAUGGGUUUUCAAUAUUGGUAUAUUGUUUGCAAACGAGAUCUCCGAUGGAUACAGGUUUGCAUCAAUGGCACAAUAUAUCUCUCCUAAGAAUGAAGCUGGUAUUCAAAAUGGAGCUUUGUUGCAUAGCUGGGCACAGUGGAUGGAUAGCUAUUCGGGUAUCAUUCCACGAUGGGAGAUUCUGUUUAAUCUUACUGUGUUGAGAUUGAUCAGUUUCAAUUUGGAUUAUUACUGGAGUCUAGAGAAAGGAGCUGGAAGUGCAUUGGAGAAGAAACAACUCGAUCCUACCAAUCUUUCCGAACGAGAUCGCGUUUCAAUGCCUGCACCGGAAAAGGACUAUAAUUAUCGAAACUACUUCGCAUAUGCGAUUUAUGCCCCUUUAUAUUUAGCAGGACCAAUUUUCACAUUCAAUGAUUACGUUUCCCAGUCGAAAUAUCGCCCUGCUAGCAUAGACAAUAAACGAACCUUUAAGUAUGGUAUUCGUUUCCUGCUCUGUCUGUUGGCAAUCGAACUUCUCCUACAUUUCGACUACUGUGUGGCCAUCUCCAAAGGCAACCCCAACUGGUCUGAUUACACUCCCGCUCAAUUAAGUUUACUCUCAUACUUCAAUCUCCAUGUAUUAUGGUUGAAGCUUCUCCUACCUUGGCGAUUUUUUAGACUUUGGUCUCUCAUUGAUGGGAUUGAUCCUCCGGAAAAUAUGCUUCGCUGCCUUUCCGAUAACCCAUCUACUGUUCAAUUCUGGCGAAGCUGGCAUCGCAGUUAUAACCGCUGGAUCAUACGCUACAUUUAUAUCCCAAUGGGAGGUUCAUCUUCACAGAAUUGGAAAGCACAAAUCCGAUCGAUUGUCAACUAUCUCGUGGUUUUCACAUUUGUAGCAUUAUGGCAUGAUAUAAGCCUUAACUUGCUCGUAUGGGGUUGGCUAAUCGUUUUCUUUAUGUUACCGGAAGUUAUUGCUGGCAUGCUCUUCCCACGAAAGAAAUGGCUCAAUGAUCUUACAUACUACAGAGUCGUCUGUGGUUUCGGUGCGGUGGCGAAUCUGAUGUUUAUGAUGAUAGCAAACUUGGUAGGGUUUGCUGUUGGAGUCGAUGGGUUAAAGAGCAUUAUUUCGGGCAUUUUUAAGGACUUUUCAGGGAUUGUUUUUCUGGUUACGGCCUGGUCGGCACUUUUCGUCGGUUGUCAGGUUAUGUUUGAAGUGAGGGAGAGUGAACAUAGAAAAGGCAUUUUCUUAAGAUGUUAG
Messenger RNA from Sclerotinia borealis F-4128, 1908 nucleotides. The record is from the annotation of a GenBank genome assembly. NCBI's taxonomy places the organism in Eukaryota, Fungi, Ascomycota, Leotiomycetes, Helotiales, Sclerotiniaceae.